Hypanus sabinus (Atlantic stingray) is the source of this 2783-nucleotide messenger RNA. RefSeq names its product D-aminoacyl-tRNA deacylase 2 (gene dtd2). Gene Ontology annotation, cellular component: cytoplasm. Lineage: Eukaryota; Metazoa; Chordata; Chondrichthyes; Myliobatiformes; Dasyatidae. The transcript is spliced from 3 exons. The record is from RefSeq and is a predicted model, not a curated record. The coding region runs from base 464 to 949 and encodes 161 amino acids. Gene Ontology annotation, molecular function: D-tyrosyl-tRNA(Tyr) deacylase activity. Gene Ontology annotation, biological process: tRNA metabolic process.
GUAGGGAAACUGAGAAAUGACUGACUUAAUAUCUGACGCUGAAGUGCAAGUGCGUUAAGGACAAUGGCACCGGACACUGCCUCCACCCAGAAAGAACCAUCGUGGAUUUGUAAAUGAGAAUUCUUUCCUAAUAUUCCCAACUGAAUUUUCCCAUCGUAGGUAAAUUAAUAUACCCUUUAAGUUCCAAAAAGAGUUUGCAAAACUCUAAUGAUGAACCAACGGUCUUUGAAGAAGCGGAACUAUCAUUUUCACCAACCAUAUGGAUAGCUUUACUGCUCAGAUUCCCCGUUUUAGCCGGGAGAUUUCUUAAUUUUGCUUCCUGUGUAAACCUCCCACGGUACUUGGCACGUAAUUUAAUUUUUAAAAUGCGCUGCCAAACCCUGUAAAGAACCCAACAUCUCGUCAGAGCUCGUUUCUGAUCACUGGUUUCCGGCGGAAGUUGUGCCCGGUUCCUUCGAGUGCCAUGGCGGCUCGUGUGGUGUUGCAGCAGUGUCUGUCGGCUCGGCUGCUGGUGAAGCCGGCGGGGAACGAUGCAGCCGCUGAAUACGUUCAGAUACAAAGAGGGACAUUGAUCUACAUUUGCUUUUUUAAAGGUGCUAGUUUAGAGCUGAUUCCCAAAAUGAUUAAAACACUGUUGAAUGUGAAACUCUGUGAGGAUAAUGAAGGCAACCAUUUGUCCGUGUUGGAUCUACCUGCAAAUGUUCUUAUCAUACCCCAGGCUACCUUGGGUGGUAAAGUGAAGGGACGGGCCAUGCAAUAUCAUGACAAUAUUGGAAAAGAGGAAGGCAAAGAGCUUUAUGCACACUUUGUAGCUCUCUGUGAAAAAGAGUUGGCCUCAAACAGUAAAUGUGCUGAAUCUGGAGUUGUGGUCAAGCAUGGAACAUAUGGAAAUAGACAAGUAUUGCAAAUAGACACCAAUGGCCCAUAUACACACCUGAUUGAAUUUUAAAUAUAUUCAGUGCCAACUAAAUAUCAUUAUUUAAAAUGCUCCAUUUUUGAUGUCCAAUUUUAUCUCAACAGCACAUUUUCUUUUCAAGAGCAGCUAUGCAAUGAGACUUUUGAUUACCAUUAGAAAUGUGGACUGGUAAACAGGAUGUUGUUAAUGACAGUCUUGGUUGAUGUUUAGACUUGUUAUGUUGGAGUUUCCUUUGGCAAUUUGUGAAAGAUGAUUGAAGUGCUAACUGGAAGAUCCAAUUGCACUCACACAUGACGAGUUUCCUUUGAUCGAUGAUGAUGGGCAUGGGAAAGAUGAUAAAUACAUUAUUUUCUACACAAUUUCAAGUGGUAAAUACGAUAAAAUAUUUGUUUCUUCAUUGUAGCAGAGACUCCUGGAAGCAUAUUUUGCUCUGUUUUUCUGGAAACUCCUAUUUAUGAUUAUCAGCCCUGGCACUUAGUCUGUUUGGAACAACCAUUUUUCUGGUUUAAAUAUAAUCCUGAUCAUCUCAGAUUUGUGAAUGUGCAACUUACAUGUUAGUCAAAUUGUUUACUAGAUCACAGAACUUGAACAUUCAGUUGCAAGUAAGAUUGUAUUAUGAAGUAGAAAAUAAUCAGCAAGUCAAGGUGACAGAGUGGGAUUAACUAAAAAGAAAAAAUUCCAUUUAUGGAAGCUGUGGAAAGACAAUACCCUUUAUAAUACCCACAAAUUUACAGCAUGGUAUCAACUGAAGACUUUUUCAUACUCAUAUUUAGCUUUAGAUUGAGGUGCCUUUGCCUCAGAUUCAUCUGGAGCAUUUAUUGGAAAUUGUACAUAGUCUGGCAUCUUUUCUGCCCCACAGUUCAAGAAUCCACCAUUCAGGUGAGAUUUUAAACCCCAGCUAAAGUUUUAUGUUUCUCCCUGUGACCAUAUGGGUUUCCUGUGGGUGUUCCGGCUUCCUCCCACAUUCUGAAGACAUAUAGCUUAGUUAGUAGCUUGCGGGAAUGCUAUAUUGGCACUGCAAGAAUGGCGACACUUGCUGCCUGCCCUCAGCUCAUUCUCGAGCUGCGUUGGUCAUUGAUGAAAAACAAUACAUUUCCCUGUAUGUUUUGAUGUACAUGUGACAAAUAAAGCUAACCAUUAAAGACGUGUCUUGAAAGAAAGGCUGUGAUUCCUUUCAUCUUCCCACAAGAGCCAUUUUUUUCAAGGAGAAGCUAGUAAUUUCUAUUUUCUUUUUGAUGACAUCUGUGCCAAUAUUUCUUGUUCUGCUCCCAUAGAUGUCCCAAAGCCUAUGUGUUCUGAGAAAAAAGGCAAUUAAAUUUUUACCCAUAUCUUUAUUACUGUCUAAGACCUAGUGCUGACUUCUGGUCCUUGAAGGAUGUGAGCAUUACUUCAAAGCCUGCAUCAUUUUGUGUUCAAAUAUGCUUGAAUUCAAGCAACUUCUAACAUUCCAAUGGGCUGUUCUUUACAUGUGACACUUGCUAGCUUAGCUACACAAAGACUGUCUUGCAUAGAAGUACAGCUCUAAUUUGCUUUGUGUUUUUACAGAAAUUGCUGGAAAUACCCAGCUUGCUAAGCAAUAUCUGUUGAGAGAAAUGGUUAAAAUUUCAGACUGAUGACCUAACUGUUCGGUUGCCUUUACAAUUUGAAAUCAUUUAGAUGAACUCAGUGGAUACUAUGGUCAGUAAAAGUUUGUAUGAAAUUAAAAAUUGUAAACUAAUAAUGAAAAAUGUAUAUAGAAUUGAUAUCUACAGUAUAAAUAAAUGAUUCAGUUUUGAUGUGAAUAUAAUGAAAAAUGUACUGUAUUUAAUAGGGUUUUGGGAGCAGUACUUAAAACCCCUAUUUGAAAUAAAGUAACAUGAGAUUUUUU